This is a messenger RNA of Haliotis rufescens (red abalone), 9593 nucleotides long. RefSeq names its product multiple C2 and transmembrane domain-containing protein 1-like. Gene Ontology annotation, biological process: regulation of neurotransmitter secretion. Gene Ontology annotation, molecular function: calcium ion binding. The transcript is spliced from 21 exons. Gene Ontology annotation, cellular component: synaptic vesicle membrane. The coding region runs from base 2290 to 5076 and encodes 928 amino acids. The record is from RefSeq and is a predicted model, not a curated record. NCBI's taxonomy places the organism in Eukaryota, Metazoa, Mollusca, Gastropoda, Lepetellida, Haliotidae.
CGAAUUUGAUUUUGGUGGGAGUCCUCCUCCGUCACACUUCCAGAGAAGAAACGCUCCACAGAGACUUCAAAUCAAUACCCAGUCAAAUUCCGGCAGAGGACGAUCACGCUCACAACGCUUAUGGAAAUGGGAGUUAGUAACAUUGGACUAAGUCUGGCUUGGGAAUGAGGCAGUGAGAUAUUUCUCACUGUAUCCGAUGUAGAAGAUGGGAUGUGUAGGAGUGAUGCAACAUUCAGGGCACUCGUAUUCCUUCAGUGGAUGUUUUAUACCAUGUCCUUGGACCAAACACUAGUCACAACAUUGGGCUAGUAUUGCCGUCUGCUGACCACCGGUGGCUCAAGUUGAAGGACUUCAGAUGGACUCUGUAUUUUCUGUGAUACAAGCUUGUUCUUGCCAGGAGUAAUCGUCCAAUAUCCCACUUUCGUGAUUGGUUGUCUUAGAAAUACACACAGCCGGAAAAAACAGGAUAUUCAAGCUCAUAACACCCUACCAGGAUUCAACAGUGUUGCCGGGCAUAGUACUGAAAACAAUACAUUUAGAUAAACAACUUUAUUAGGAGCUCAUGUUAAUUAGUUGUUUUAACGUGAUGUCUAUUAUUUUGCAUUUAUUUUGAGAUCUUAAUUUAAACCUCGUGAUCGUGAGUGUUUCCCUGAUCAGAUAUAUUCCAGAUGUAUAUUGCACUGACACAGUUGGAUGAUGAAAGAUGAGGUAUGUGAUAUGGACAAUAGCCUCUCUCCAGAUACCUGACAGUGAUGAAGAUUGUUGGAUUUGUAUAACAAUACUAAGCUGAUGUUAUUCAACAGGGACAGGUGAUAUGAAUGAUAUUGACCCCUGAUAUACAAUGCUAUGUCUGCAGGACAUGUGUAACAAAACUGAUUGGUAUUAAAUCAAGGAAACAGUAUUUAUAGCAGAGUGGAAUGUCACAUCAACAGAAAGAGAUAUGUCCCAGAAAGGAGAGAAAUGCAAAUGGAUGUGAAGAUGACUGCAUUCGAAAGAAUUACUGUUGACGUGGGACAGUUGUGGAAAGAUUUAUUCCCGGCUGUCACACACUAGUGUUGUGUUCAGUCAGAUAAUAAUAGAAAAGAGCCUCAAAUUGAGAGAAUAUAGCUGGUUACACUGAUACUGUGUGAUAUUCGUUUAUUUUAAAAGAUAUCAUGAUAUAAUACAUUAAGUUUUUGGGGACAGGAAGUCAUGAUCAGUAAGAAAUAAGCAGGACACUGAUUGUCAACAAAGUGGCUGUGAUGUGAAUAGUAAGUGUGAUUUGGUCUGUUUAGACAAGGAGAUUGACCACCUGUGGACCAGGAAUUGACCCAUCUGUGGGACUCUUGUGUGGAAGUAGGACGGUGGAAGUAGUGUUACACAGGACACACUGAGUCCUACGUUUGGUUGCUGACAAGUGGAACUGUCGAGGUGCUGGCAUAGUGUAUACAUGUGGACAUUCUGUUGUUAAUGUAUGCAUAAAGACUUGAGAUCUUGACUGUGUUUACUUGGAGCAGAAGUGGGACACUUGACUGGUGUUACGUGGAAGUAUUUGCAUGCAGAUACUUGUUGCGUCUGCUGUACCUGUUCACAUGAGGCUGGAUUGUGGUCGGUGAAGCGUAACCAGCUAGGUUGAAGGUCAAGCCAAUGAACAAGAAAAGGAAACAUUAUCGAGUUUGAGAUUGUUAAUGAGCAUGACCUGAAUUGCAACACUCACACUCAAUAUCUGCAUAUUUGUUCAGACAGUUCUUAUAUGUGUUCCAUGCCUAUAAGCUUUGGAGCUGAUUAUAGGGUAUAGCAAAUUCUGUGGUAUCGACUUAAGCUGUAAGCGUGUCUGGCUGUGGAUUUGAGAAAGGUAUUGAUGAUUUGUUUGACCCGGCAUCUUCUGCCUCGUUUGUGUGAGAGAGAGAGAGAGAGAGAGAGAGUCAGCUACGACCGGCCCAAUCAACAGUUUACCCAUGUCGACCAGCUUCUUACAAACGUGCCAGAUAAGAUCUGAUUGUGUGGCAAGUGCUUUAAUCCUACAUUUGGAAUAAACACUGGUUUACGGGAGCUCCACCUCCUGUGUGCCCAGCUUGGCACUGUGUUGGGAUUAACGAGGAUGUGAUUGGUUUUAAUUGGUCAGUUUGAUAGAGGGGCACAUGUAAACAUGUGUGUGGAUGGAUCCUAACUAUACACUUAAGGGACAAGGUACACUUGUAGAUACCUCAUGCCUUUCACAGCUGUGAUUGGACUUCUUGUGGAGAGAGGUGUCGACAUGUGUUCCCGAUUGUUACCAUACACACGUUUUGUUAAAUAACAACUUUCAUCAUGACAGAUCAGUCUCAGUUUCGGAAGUAUUUUGCUUCCAUUCUGCUUAGAAAAUCAAACAAGAAAAAGCCUGAAGUAAAAGGGAAAGUUGCAGAACUUCGAUAUCAGGACGCUGUGAGCCGGUCCAUGGAUAACCUGCUCACUGUAGCAGCUAGUGUCCCUAUACCCAAAGAUGUCACGGCUGUAGAACCACCUCACAAAACAUCCGAAAAGCCACCGUUGCCAAUACCUCGUGAUCUUGCACAUCUACGCCGACAUUCGUAUGACUAUUGUGUUGACAAGGCCAACGAUACUGCUGAGGAAGGAAGCGAUGCACCAAGUGAUGACGAUGACCGUCGAGAAACUGACCAGUUUACAAAUGUCCUCUUACAUUCCAGAGACUCGGAAGCGUCAGCAUCCCCUGUGCCUUCGCAGAAAAGAUAUUCCGAUGGAAGUGGAGUGUUUAGUUUCGUCCGCAGGUCCAUGUUAUCAUCGAUGGGUCGAUCUGGGAGUAUUACUAGUGAUAAGGAUUCGGAUAUAGACGAGGAUUAUUUAAGAGAUCGGGAUCGAGAUCGUGUGAGUUUGUCAAGUGUUCAGACAGCUAGUGUUUUCAAUUUAUCUGAGGAUGAUAGUGAUGUCUUUGGACAGAGGAUACCUGUUCAGAGGGGAUGGGCAUACUCAGAUGAGAUGAUGCAGGAGCCAACAGCACGUCAGCGUCAUAAUGUGUUCAUGGAACAUCCUUUCUUCAUGUUAGAAGUACAGCUGGUGGAGGGACGGGAUCUCGUCAUCAGGGACAGUUGUGGUACAAGUGACCCAUAUGUCAAGUUCAAGGUCGGGGGAAAACAAGUGUUCAAAAGUCGGACUGUCUUUAAGAAUCUUAACCCAAAAUGGGAUGAGAGUUUUUCUGUUGCAAUUGAAGACAUUUACAAACCUGUGCAGAUCAAGGUGUUUGACUAUGAUCGAGGCAUGCAUGACGACCCCAUGGGUGGCACAGAAAUAGAGCUGACAAUGCUGGAACUCAACAAAUGUACUGAGCUGCGACUGAAGCUGUCGGACCACAAGACAGAGUACAUGGGGUACCUCGUCCUCAACUGUACCUUGAUCCCAAAAACCCAGGAGGACAAGGAAGUGUAUUUUAAACGAAGUGUUCGCGGGUCGGACACAGGGUCCAAGAAGAUGAAGAUGCAGAUCUGGAGCAGUGUUGUGACUAUUGUGUUGGUUGAGGGAUCCAAUCUUGUUCCAAUGGAUGACAACGGCUUCAGUGAUCCAUAUGUCAAGUUUCAACUGGGAAAAGAGAAAUAUCGCAGCAAGUUUAAGACAAAGACGUUGAACCCCAAAUGGUUGGAGCAGUUUGAUCUACGCAUGUAUGAUGACCAGACUAGUCAACUUGAGAUGACGGUGUUUGACCAUGAUGUCACAGGGAAGGAUGACUUCAUGGGAAGAGCUGUGAUUGACCUGUCAAAGUUGGACAGGGAGACAACUCAUACCUUCUGCCAGAAUCUGGAGGAUGGCGCGGGAAUGGUCAGGUUGUUGUUGACGAUCAGUGGCACUGCUGGCAGUGAGACCAUCACCGAUCUGGCCAACUACACGCCCAACCCUCGCGACAGAGAAGAGAGAAUCAGAAACUAUGGUCUCCUCAAGUCAUUCAACAAUAUGAAAGACAUCGGCUGGCUACAGGUCAAAGUGUUCAAGGCUCAGGGAUUACGAGCAGCUGACUUUGGUGGCCAGAGUGACCCCUUCUGUGUACUGGAGCUGGUCAACUCAAGACUCCAGACUCACACCGAGUACAAGACACUCAACCCACAGUGGAACAAGGUCUUCACAUUCAAUGUGAAGGACAUUCACUCGGUGCUGGAAGUGUCAGUCUGGGACGAGGACCGGGAUAAGAAAGUGGAGUUCCUGGGUAAACUGUCCAUCCCACUCCUGAGGAUAAAGAAUGGAGAGCGUCGGUGGUAUGCACUCAAAGACAAGAAACUUCUUCACAGGGGAAAAGGUGCUAUUCUCUUGGAGAUGGAUAUGAUCUUCAAUCAUCCGAAGUCAGCGAUCAGAACGGUGAACCCUCGAGAGGAGAAAUACAUGCAGCCAGAACAAAAAUUCAAAAUAUCAAUCAUGAAGCGGAACAUUGACCGAGUGUCUCAGAUCAUCUCGUCCAUGAUGGACGGCGGCCGGUUCAUACAGAGCUGCUUCAACUGGGAGUCCACCCCGAGGAGCAUCACGGCCUUCAUUGUGUACCUCGUGGUAGUGUGGAACUUCGAGCUCUACAUGCUGCCCAUCACACUCCUCAUCCUAUUCCUUAAGAAUCUGGUCAUUGCUCAAAUACUUGGCGCUUUCAAGAAGGAACCUGUUGAAGACGAUUAUGUCGAUGAAGAUGACGAUGAUGACGAAGAUGAUAAAGAAAAGAAAAAGACUAUGAAAGGUGAACAAAAGGAGGAGAAGAAGAGUUUCAAGGAGAAGCUACAGGCAAUCCAGGAGGUGUGUCUGCAGGUGCAGCAGGGCAUGGACAUGGUGGCCUCGCUUGGGGAGAGGAUUAAAAACACAUUCAACUGGACAGUUCCCUGGUUAUCAGGACUAGCUGUGACUGUCCUUGUUGUUGGAACUAUCGUGCUAUACCUGAUACCCCUCCGGCUCCUUCUCCUAGCCUGGGGCAUCAACAAGUUCACCAAGAAGCUGAGAAAGCCAAAUGCAAUACCCAAUAAUGAGUUGCUGGACUUCCUGUCUCGAGUACCCUCUGACAGUGAACUGCUGCAAUACCGUGAAUAUCGUCCAGAUCUAGGAGGGACAACUAUAAGCAAGAAAAAACGCCAAUAACAGCAGGGUGUCCUUGCGACAUCAGACAUGUGCCUUCCUCAUUUGCAUACUCGAUUGUGAUUGGACCAUGUGAUACAUGCUGCCAUAUCGUUGCAUGAUCGCUUCACUUACUUUACGAAAUCCAUGUUGGCCAGUCUUUCAACCUAGAAUUGUUACGUAGCAUAUCUGUUGUUAGUGUGACCUGUGUGUGACACUUUGUUGAAGACUUCGACAAUUUCUUGACAUGGAGAUCUGAUGUAGGUGUCUUGGACUCGUCAACAGAAACCCUCCAUUUUAUAGCAUGGUGGCCCACUUGAAGGCGACAACCACUUCUUCUACCUAUAGUGGACAGGAUAUGUUACAUUAGUAAUGUCUCUACUCUGAUUCUGUAACAGACAUUGAUAUACGACUCAACGUUUGAUAGAGAUACCGGGCCAGUAGAUUCUAAAUUAUUGUUACCGGUAAUCAGUUUGUUGUAUCGUUGGAAUGAUAGGUAUAUCCUUGUCAAAAGUUGAGUAGUAUGUAAAAAGACUACAUUUCCCUUUACCACUGUACCAAAUGCUUAGCGCUUGUUCAUCAAGACUUUAUGGAAAUAGUAACUUCUCUAUGAUGAAUCUCACAAUAUUUCAUCUUCAAAAGGAAGAGCUGUUUGUUUUGACUUGUUUCAUCACAGCAUGCAUACAGCUAGGUUUAACAGAGCCUUCAAGCCAGUAUUGACACAUGAGUGAAAUAAGGCUACAAAACCUUCUGUUCCAUUAAUCUCUUUACAUAGAUAACCUUGACAGUAUAUCUGCAUCACUAUUUCACGAACUGAGAGACAGAUGUCUGUUAAGGACCCAACUGUUUCAUAAUCUGGGACCUGAGGAUUCUAUAAAAAGAAUUGUCCUCCGGUUUGAAAUAUUUCUUUAGCAUUGUUUGCUGGAUGGCCUGACUAAACAUGUUAAACAGCUAGAUCUUAAUGGCUUCACAGAGCUACCCGUCUGCUGCAGUGCCAUGUAAUACAUGUGUACAACAUGGGGUUGUCUGCAAUAUCAUAUGUCAUAAACAUCUUCAAACUUCAAUACUUCAAAAGUAGAGAGAACUGUGUACACAUUCCGCCAUUAGAUGCAAUAUCUUUGUUAGUUUCUCUCAAGAAGGUGUAGUCUGUUUUACAAUGUAUUAAAGAAGGUAUACCAGUGACUGUGUAGGUAGCCAAUGAGUACCACUGACUAUAUAGCUAGCCAAUGAGUACCACUGACUAUAUAGCUAGCCAAUGAGUACCACUGACUAUAUAGCUAGCCAAUGAGUACCACUGACUAUAUAGCUAGCCAAUGAGUACCACUGACUAUAUAGCUAGCCAAUGAGUACCACUGACUAUAUAGCUAGCCAAUGAGUACCACUGACUAUAUAGCUAGCCAAUGAGUACCACUGACUAUAUAGCUAGCCAAUGAGCACCACUGACUAUAUAGCUAGCCAAUGAGUACCACAGACUAUUUACCACUGACUUUAGAACUAGCCAAUGAGUACCACUGACUAUAUAGCUAGCCAAUGAGCACCACUGACUAUAUAGCUAGCCAAUGAGUACCACUGACUAUUUACCACUGACUUUAGAACUAGCCAAUGAGUACCACUGACUAUAUAGCUAGCCAAUGAGUACAACUAUUUAGCUAACCAAUGAGUACCACUGACUUUAGAACUAGCCAAUGUACCACUGAUUAUGGGUAUAGUAUUACAUUGUUAUAACAUUCCAGUGUGAAUUAGUGUUUUGUAACACAGAAUGUGUGUUAACAUGAUUAAUGUACCAAGUACCUGAGGGUAAUGUUAUUAAGCUUUACAUCAGGUCAAACAAAAUACUUGUGUUUCAGGUUUCAUGUCCUUAACAGAGGGUUGGAAGGAAGAAGGAAGAUAAAUGAUGUUAUUAUAUUUUUCUUAAUAGAACUUUCAGUGAGUUUUCUUAAGAACUAGUUACAAAUCUGAUAACAAGUGAAAUUAUGCAAUGAUUUGGUCCUCCAAAAUACAAAUAUUUGGGGGGGGGCAUUAGGUGGGGAGGGUGGAGUGGCUUAGUUUUGUGUUUGCUUCAUCUAUGGUGUAAAUCUACUGCUGAUUUGGAGUUUGUAGUUGGGAUUAUUUUCACAAUUUUCGAUAUUUUUUAAUUAGCAGUGAAAAUACCUCAUCUUGAACUCGAGAAAUCUAUGUGAGCAUGUAGUAACAUAGCGUGUGUAGUAACUUGCUAGGUAGUAAGAUCCCCAGUUUUAGAUAACCAUUUGUUUUCCUUGGUGUUGAGUGUCCAGCCAACCCCUGUGUCCACUGUUAUUGCCGUCGGUUGAUAGUGAAGGUGUAUGCAGUCAGGAACUGUCUUUCAAUGUGAUAUGCAUUUGUCUUUAUGAAUAUUUUGUCUGUUUAUGGUACAAAAAGAUAAACAUAUUUAUGCCUUUAUAAGUUUGAUAGUGCUAUCUCUGCAUUGAGGGAGAUCUCUGUGAUAAAAACUAUUGCAUCGUACAAGCUGUAACCCAUUGUUACAUAACCCACCAUAAAUGCAUUUCGUAAUUUUUAUAUUAUUUGUCUUGGGAAACAAAAAUCUUUUCUCUUUUGAUAAACGUGACAUCAAGUUGGACAGCAGCAAACCAUGGUGUGGAGCAUGAGGUACUCACUGUAGCCAUAUCAUGGAUUUAAACCAGGUCUGAGGCGAUAGCAAGCAAACACUAGAACUUACAUGAUGUCUCAGUUGUCAAGUAUUUGUUAGUCAUAUGGAAACAGUUUCAUGUGAUAUAGAAGCAGAUGUAUGUCAUUUCUACCUGGAUCCUCCAAGAGGGUCUCACUAGUCAGUGCGUGUUGUUUUGUGACCGGUGUCUUGAUAUAAGGGAUGGGUCAGUGGCAAGUUUGGUCACCCAAAUACACUUACUGCAUGGCACUUGUAACAAAAUGAAGUUAAGCCUUGAUUAUUCCAACUUGAAGACAUUGUUAAUGAUAGUAUCAUAAUCUGCAUAUCCCUGUCUUAUGGGAUUUCGAACGCUUAAGAAACAUUCGUAGUUUUCUCUACAGUCAUAUGAACAAAUGUAAAACAUCACAUUCACUUAUAAAAGAUAACUUUCUUUUAAAAACAAGCCAUCAUCUGAGUAUUUACAAUAACUGUGUGAUGCUACACCCCAUAUAGUGCGAGUAAUUGCGAUAAACAUGGCCGUCCGAAAACGUAUGACAUCUGAAAACCUAUGAUCCGACCAUAUGUGUAAUAUAACUGAUUGUCUUGUCAGGAGUGUUCCACUGUACACUAUCUGAGAAUGGUUGUUAAUUAAAGGAACAUAAAUUCUAUCGAUAUUAUAAAUUGUAUAUUUUUACAACAAAUAAUGAAUCUGUUUAAUUAAAAGGAUUAGACCAUUGAAAGAGUUCACAAGCAAUUUUAGAAAUCAGCCAAAAUAAAAAUAUGAAAAAUGUUCUUUAUCAGUGCAUAAGAAAGAAACCAUUGACCCAUCUCAUAUAAGAUAAUGACUGGUCCCUUAGAUGUAGAUUGGACUCUGAAUGAAGGAAACGUACAUGCACAUCUUUAACAGAUUCAUAUGCAAGCCUAAGUCCCUAUGGUGCUGUCAGAUUGGAAGUGAUUGGUUUGUAAUCGUUGAGACAAUUAGCCGGUAGUAUAUUUAGGUGUUCACAGUACUAGAUCUCCAUAGUGCUAGAGGUCAUUUGUUAAAAAAUUACUAUUUACCUUUCUCUUUGAUGGUCAAGGUAAAAAUAUUGUGAUAUUUAGGCGUAUGUUAUCCUUGUCGGAUGUAGCAAUAGAUGCCAUAAAAUAAGCCAAGUUGAAUGUCAAGUCGACAUGAAUAGGAACUAGAAUGUUUCUAGUUGUCUUCCAAAAUCUCACAGAUAUCAUGCAUGAAGUCAGUCUUAUUUAUUUCAUUCUCCAUAUCAGUGGUUAUACAAUGCCAAACUUGUACAUGUUUGGUCCAGUUGGUUUACUCGGAGUAUAUCUCUGAGUGCGUGAGUGAGUGAGUGUGCUGUAUAUUACUAUAAGCUCAAUGAUUUGACACAUCUAGAGAGACGAGAUUUAUUAAAUUUACAGGAGGUUGUAAAUGCUUGAUUUGAUCAUCUUAGAUGUCUUUUUGUAUUAAUCAGUGUUUUGUUAUAGUUAUUUUACUAAGAUGAUGUUCACAUAAGUUUGUACUUUAUGAUUAAUUUUGUUACUAAAGUAUUUUUAAAAGAGAGUAUUUUAUUCUGUGUCUGCUAGAGCCAUUCAGUAUUCUGUCUGGUCAGAUAGUUGGUGCCUGUAUUUUUAAUCAUCCUGUGUCUAAGAGAUUUGGUAGGCAGCCAUUUAGAAAUGUACCUUUGUAACUCAGGUCUUGUGUAUGUCCCUUGACAGCAUCCCGUUAUCAAUGUAACUCGGUGCAUUCUUCGUUUAUUAUUAGCCAAGGAAUAAAACUAUACACAUGUGGGAUAACUUUUAUUUACCGUAUUUGACGUAAUAAGCGCCCAGGGAGCUCUCAAAAUUAGAAAUAGGGGGCUCUUAUUAGAAUAUAAUUUUAGUGAAAGAAAAACAGAGUUGAAAGAUCGUACAUUUCGUGGUUUAU